This is a messenger RNA of Mycetomoellerius zeteki, 608 nucleotides long. RefSeq lists its product as uncharacterized. The transcript is spliced from 2 exons. Lineage: Eukaryota; Metazoa; Arthropoda; Insecta; Hymenoptera; Formicidae. The record is from RefSeq and is a predicted model, not a curated record. Bases 49 to 534 code for a protein of 161 amino acids.
GCAGAUCAGUCCCAGGUUCUGAUCCAAAAGUAGUGAAAAUCCAUCGUCAUGUUUAGGCUGGUGAUUAUUUCCGUCCUGGCAAGCAUCGCCACGGUGCAAUGUGGAACUAUUCUCACGCCUGUUAUUGGCAAGCUCGUUUCUGAGAAGGUCGUCGAGGCGCACAGCAGCAACGUGGUGCAUCCAUCGGCGUCGCUGGUGGCCGCGGCUUCACCCGCGCUACUGAGAUACGCGGAUGUCGCUCUGGUACAGCAACCAGUCGCCGAGAUUGUGCAACCGGUAGCGAAGGCCUCCUUGAUCGCUGAGAAGACGAUCGAGGCCCACGGACACCAAGUGAUUCACGACGCGCGUCCGUUGAUCGCAGUGGCAAAACCUCUGGCAGCCAUCGAAUCGCACGUCGCAGUACCCGCGAUUGCCAGUCGUGAAAUAGCUUACACGGCACCGUACUAUUCACCGUAUUAUUCGGCGUAUCCCCAUCAGCUGAUCGCCGAGAAGACUGUAUCCAAUUACGGGCAUAGCAUUCAACACGCAUUAUAAAUAAUCACCGGGCGAAGUAUCAAAACAUAAAUAGUAACUCUAAAGAGCACGCAUGGAUUUACAAAAUAAAAUCU